Molecule: messenger RNA, 5183 nt
Organism: Thunnus maccoyii (southern bluefin tuna)
Lineage: Eukaryota; Metazoa; Chordata; Actinopteri; Scombriformes; Scombridae
Gene: lrrc4ba
Product: leucine rich repeat containing 4Ba
Exons: 2
Coding region: 1012-3216 (734 amino acids)
Cellular component (GO): plasma membrane
Molecular function (GO): protein binding
Source: RefSeq, a predicted model, not a curated record
AAAAACUGUCACACGCUGUCAACACACAUGAUAAAUUUAUUGAAUAGCUACAUUUUAAUCAAUCUUUGUCACUAAAACAUACAGUAUAUAUAUUCAAAGUAUGAUACAGGUAUCUAAGGAUCGCUUUUCCUGUAGUUACUUGACUGACUAAAUGAUUAAUUGACCCAGAUUGGUGCUACACUGAUUUCUGAGUUGGUCCAGAAAAAAAAAAACAACACACACACGACUGCUUGAACGUCGCAGUGUGAUUGUGAUACAGCUCAUUUGUUUACAACAGUUGUACCAAUGUUUCAAAAAUUAAUGUCUUUUACUGAUUUAUUCAUGUCAACAUUUUAAAUGCGGUCCCGUAAAAGACAGAAAUACCGUGUUGUCCUACUUUAGGUUGCAUGUUUCCAUAUUUCUGUACCACCUCCUUGAACCGUUAAUUACAGAAAUCCGCUUCCACCUGCCCUUGGUGCAAGGAUUUGAUUUCUGACAAAAUGUCUGCUCAGGGAUUAUGUGGGAUUUGAUAUGAGCAGUGACACACAAGUUCUAAUGCUUCUCAAAGAUUUUUUGACAAUCCCUCCCAUGAUAGGCUAUACUGUAGAUGUCUACCUAUUAUUUGUUCUAUUCGUUCUCUGUUGGUGAAAACACGAGGCGCAGUCUGUGUUCUGUCUUUAAUAUCUGCUCUCUCUCUCUCUCUUUCUCUUUGUCUCUCUCUCUUUUUGUUCUUCCGCAGUAACUCCUGGGUUUGUCUCACUUCACAAAAAGCCUCACUCGAAUCCCCAGACGACAACGAGAAAAAAAGGGAAUAACAUCUGUUUAUCUGCAUAUUUCUAUGUUCAAAACACAAGAGGAAAAAACACAGAGAUCGACAGAGGACGGAAAACAUCUCCGAGGAUGCGGAAUUAGAAAGAACAAAUUGCCACUGGGGGACCAAAGGGAAAAUAAACCUUUUCUCGCAAAUCCACCAGCGUGGAGUCACCUCACCUGUACAUUCGGAUUAAAGAGCAGGGUCAUGUCCCAGUUGCCAUGCGCAUCGCCACGCUGACCUGCCUUCCCGGCCCUUCCCCCUUCCUCUUUCUAUUGGCCCAGCUGCUACUGCGGCUCCUCCUCCCUGGGCCGGAGUUGGUGGGAGCCGCUUCCUCUUGCCCCUCCCUGUGCACCUGCUCCAACCAGGCCAGCCGAGUCAUCUGCACCAGGCAGAACCUGGAGGAGGUGCCCGAAAGCAUAUCAGUCAACACGCGAUACCUCAACCUGCAGGAGAACUCGAUACAGGUUAUCAAGUCAGACACUUUCAAGCACUUGAGGCACCUCGAGAUCCUCCAGCUCUCCAAGAAUCAGAUCCGUCAGAUUGAAGUAGGAGCAUUCAAUGGCCUCCCCAACCUCAACACGCUGGAGCUCUUCGACAACCGCCUCACACUGGUGCCAUCACAUGCCUUUGAGUACCUCAGCAAGCUGCGGGAGCUGUGGCUGCGCAACAACCCUAUUGAGACUUUGCCAGGCUAUGCCUUCCACCGUGUGCCCUCGCUGCGUCGCCUGGACCUUGGUGAGCUCAAGAAGUUGGAUUUCAUCUCUGACGCAGCCUUUGUGGGCCUCAUCAAUCUACGGUACCUGAACUUGGGCAUGUGCGGGCUGAAGGACAUUCCCAAACUGACUGCCCUUGUGCGUUUGGAGGAGCUGGAGCUGUCAGGAAACCGGCUGGAGAUCAUCCGACCCGGUUCCUUCCAGGGCCUGGUGUCCCUCCGCAAGCUGUGGCUCAUGCAUUCACAGGUGUCCGUCAUUGAGCGCAACGCCUUUGACGACCUGAAAAACCUGGAGGAGCUCAACCUGUCCCAUAACUCCCUACACUCUUUGCCCCAUGACCUCUUCACACCCCUUCACCAGCUGGAGAGGGUGCACCUGAACCACAACCCCUGGGUCUGCAACUGUGAUGUGCUUUGGCUUAGUUGGUGGUUGAAAGAGACGGUGCCUAGCAACACCACCUGCUGCGCCCGCUGCCAUGCUCCCCCGUUCUUAAAGGGCAAGUACAUCGGAGAACUUGACCAGAGCCACUUCACCUGCUACGCGCCUGUCAUCGUGGAACCACCUACAGACCUCAACGUCACUGAGGGUAUGGCUGCUGAGCUCAAGUGUCGCACAAGCACCUCCACAACAUCUGUCAACUGGAUCACCCCUAACGGCACUCUGAUGACCCAUGGCUCUUACCGGGUGCGGAUAUCCGUCCUGCAUGAUGGCACGCUCAACUUCACGAAUGUCACCCUGCGAGACACAGGCCAGUACACCUGCAUGGUCACCAACGCUGCUGGCAAUACCACAGCAACCGCUGUCCUCAACGUCACUGCUGCUGAUGCCAGCGUCAACUACACCUACUUUACAACAGUCACCGUGGAAACAGUUGAGCCGCCAGGAAAUGAAGAAUCCGCACGGGUUGCCAUCAAUGAGACCACCAUUCGUGUUCAUCCUGGUCCCACUCCCUCGGGCCACUUUUGGUCAGAAGGUUUUCCUACCACAGCCUCUUCUCUGUCAGCCAGCUGGUCCUCCUCCUCUCCUCGGGCCACCCGACCCACCUUCACUGUGCCCAUCACUGAACCGGGCUUCUCGGGCCUGGAUGAUGUGAUGAAGACCACCAAGAUCAUCAUCGGCUGCUUCGUAGCCAUUACCUUCAUGGCAGCAGUGAUGCUGGUGGUGUUCUACAAGCUGAGGAAACAACACCAGCUGCAUAAACACCACGGCCCCGCUCGUGCCAUCGAGAUCAUCAAUGUGGAGGAUGAGCUGGGUGCCGGGGCCAGCGGUCGGGGCAGCGGUAUCUCAGGAGGCUCCACCGUGACGCAGACCGGAAGCAGUGGAAUAGGAGGGGGCCAGACCCUCAGGUUGCACCACCCGGAGAUAGUCAACCUGCCGAAUCUGGCCCGAUCGGAGCACCUCAACCACUACUAUAAAACCCAUCACUUCAACAACAACAUGAUGGGCUUAGGCGUGGGCACGGGUUCUGGUGUGGGCCUCAACAACAACAACAACCCGUCGCCUUGCUCUCAGAACAUGUCCAUAUCCUGUUCCCAGGUUCCAACGUCCACCAGUGGGGGAACGCCCACAGGUGGCACCCUUCCCUCCCCUGUGCCCCUGCCCCAGUUGGGUCUCCACAGUUCUCUGAAAGGCCUAAUGGGUAAAGGCCAGAAUGAGCCCCUGCUUUUUAAAAGCGGCUCCAAGGAAAAUGUGCAAGAGACUCAAAUCUGAGUAACAGUGAGAGUGAAAGUAAGAGGUAAGAGGAAGGGGAUGCUGGAUAGAGACAGAAGGAGCCUGUGACCAAGUACAUGAGACUGAUUGUAGCCUACCGUCCUCGUGGACAAUGAAAUUUCACAUAGUCACUGCUUUGCGUUGUCAAUCUGUUGACAGAGAGAAGCAGAUAGGAAGACUGUAGAAGACAGAGUACGAUAUCUGAUCAGCACUAGUCCCACCAGUAGCAUCUGCACAUACUUUUCAACUAAAUCAGACACUUAAAAUGUAAACCACAAACAUCAGAAUCAUUCUGUUGCCUGUGCAACCUGCUAUAGUCUUUGCCAAAGUCCGAGAUCACGCCAACUCUUUACAUUUACGUCCACAAUUAGAGUGGAAAGCUAUGAAUAUACAUGUGCAGGUUUUAUACAGAUUGCUUCGUAUAUUUCCAGACACAUUUCAGUGUAUAUAUUUGGAGGGAGACAUAAUAUUGGCCAUUGAACAUGUUGUCAGAUUAGUGUUUGGCAGAGACAUUGAAUAACAAACAAUGGUUUGGGUGAGCGCUACGGUCCCAGGUUUCCAGGAAGCACUAAAACAGAACAGAGAAAGCAAAAUUAGAGCAGUGCGGCGAUUCUGUCCAGGACACACGUCUAGUACUAGUACUUUGCAGGGAGACAGAACAACAACAAUUGUUUUUUCAGAGUGGUUUCACUCUCACUUUCUCACUUUUUUCCCUUUCACACCUUCCUGGCUACUGUCUUCUUGAAGGAGGAAAGACACGGAGUGAGUUAUCACGGGAGAAGAAAAAUCCUGUGGCGUAAUGGACAAUGAGAGAUCUAAAAAGGACUGAAAGUACAUAUUAUAUAUACCGUAAAUAUAUUUUCAUUCAAAGAAAUAAAUUAUAAAGAAUCUUUAACAAGCUUCUGACUGAGAACUACAACAUCUGAAGAAUAUAUUUAAAAAAGAAACACACACACAAUUGUUGUAGCGGCCCACCCUUACAACUUUUCUUAACUCGGAACAAGAUGGCCGCUCCGACUGUGCUGCAUAAGGUCACAUUUGAAAGAGUGGCGUCAGUUUAAGCAGGAGCUAAAACAAAAACCUGGCAAAGUGUUUGAGUGAAUUUAUUUUGGUCUUGACUUUUUUUGUAGCCACACAAAGUGUUUUUCCCUCCCCUGUCGCAUUCACAUAAACAGGGUCAUGGGAGGAGGGAGACCUUCAUGCUCUACUGCGAAAAUAUGAAAUACGACUACGGCUCGUCAGCAUUUGGUAUACAGUAUAGCUAUAGUAUUAAUAAUAAUGAUCAUAAUGGUAAUAAUGAUAACAAGUGUUUAUUUGUCAUAAUUGUUAUUUAACGGUUAUAACUUUAAAUGAUCAACAAUAUUUUACUGCACAUAUUCCUAAAAAGCUGCUAGUUUAGCAUGCUCUAAGAAAUAUUCGGUUUCAACAUGAUAUAAGAUCACAAUCAUGAUGUUAUUGUUCUUGUGUUAUCAUUAUUAUUAUUCAUAUGACUAUUAUUAUUACUACUUGUGCCUACAAAUAGCUGAGAAGUACAUCUUUUUUUUUUUCAUUUGUAUAUGACACUGAAGUUGUUUUAUGACUGAUCCUGUUGGCGAUUGAACGGCGGCGGGAUGGACUCAAUCUCGCCACUAAGUGAACUCCAAAUGCAUCAGCGGGAAAUAACCUGGCCCCUCAAAAUGGCUUCCUCAGUCCAGCCCUCACUGACUCAUCUGCUCUGAUGUCUCGGGCAGUCAGGACCCCCUCAUGUUAUCACGCAUUAAAGACAGGACAUGAACCUUUGAUGAAGACUGCUCCUUUGCAGAGGAUUAUUUCACAACUGUAUCUCAGUGUUAUCGUGUUUGAGUGGAUUUCAUGGCAGCAGGGAGCUAAAUGGACGACAGGCAUUGCCAAGCGUUUUUAAAGGUAAGCGAAGCUCGUUCAAGUGAAGUAGAAAGACUUAGGUGACAUACAGUACAGUAUACAGUGGU